This is a messenger RNA of Ceratitis capitata (Mediterranean fruit fly), 1539 nucleotides long. RefSeq lists its product as uncharacterized. The record is from RefSeq and is a predicted model, not a curated record. Lineage: Eukaryota; Metazoa; Arthropoda; Insecta; Diptera; Tephritidae. Gene Ontology annotation, biological process: DNA integration. Gene Ontology annotation, molecular function: nucleic acid binding. The coding region runs from base 273 to 800 and encodes 175 amino acids. The transcript is spliced from 2 exons.
AUCAUAAGCGAAUUGGUGCAACAAGAACAUUUUGCAGAUGAAAUCGCCGACUUAUCUGCGUCACGUCAACUUGCGAAACGAAGUACUCUGUAAAAGAUAUCGCCAUAUUUGGACGAAAACGGUAUAUUGCGUUUGUGCGGAUGCCUUGAUGCAGCAGCAUUUUACCAUUGCAAGCUCGUCAACCAAUUUUAUUGCCGCAGAAUCAUAUUGUAUCAACAUUAAUAAUUCGACAAUACCAUGAGGAAAGCCAUUAUCAGAAGAACGCGCUAACUAUGAACAACAUAAGACAAAAAUUCUGGAUUCCCAACCUGAAGACGCUUAUCAAAAGCAUCCAACAAAAGUGCCCUGUAUGUCGCUUCAAUAAAUCAAAACCCGUGCCUCCUAUGAUGGGUCAGCUACCUAUUGACCGAGUUACACCAUUUGUACGCCCGUUUACUUAUCCUAGUGUCGAUCUAUUUGGACCAUAUGAUGUCUCGAUUGGAAGGCGCAUGGAGAAAAGAUGGGGAGUUCUCUAUACGUCUUUGACCGUUAGAGUUGUACACAUCGAACUUGCAGAGAAUCUAUCAACCGAUGCAUUCAUCUUAUGUUUACGUAAUUUUCUAAAUCGUCGUGGAACUCCAGUGAGAAUUAGGAGUGACAACGGAACUAAUUUUAUUGGUACACAAAGGGAGCUUGCCUCAGCCGAACAUCUAUUGGACAUAGCUCGUAUCCGUGAAGAAGCCACAAAACAUCAUAUCGAGUGGAUAUUCAAUUGUCCUGCCAAUCCAAGUAGCCUUGGUUGUUGGGAGCGCUUAAUUUAAAUUGUUAAAUCCCUACUCAACAGAACGUUACAGAGAGAACAUACGUUUCAAAGUGUACUGAUAGAAGCAGAAAAUAUUAUUAACUCGCGUCUUUUAACCGAAUAGAAAAUAUGCCUCAAGAAACAAUAGAAGAUUGCGCAGAACCUGAAAGAUCGAUUAUGGAAACGUUGGACCAUAGAGUAUGUACCAAAAUUAUUUCGCCGAGCAAAGUGGCAAGAAGCAGUGCCUCCUCUACAAGUCGGAGAUCUCGUCAAUAUAUGCGAGCCGGCAUUAGCUCGCAGACUAUGGCAACGUGGUCGCAUCACACAAGUAUUUUCAACUAAAGAUGGCCAGGUGCGAGUAGCAGAAGUGAAGACAACUAGCGGACUUCUUCGUAGACCAGCAUCUCGCCUUGCCAGGCUUCUAGAUGAUGGUGAAUCCCGGAGUGAUUCACUGGGGGUGGAGUGUUAGGUCACCCUGUGACAUUUCAAUAUGCUAAUCUUAUUUCUCUUAUGUUAUCAUUUUCUGUUUGUUAUAUUCUAAAUAUAUAUGUACAUAUUUAUAUGGUUAACAGGACCGUUACAUAGCUUGCGGUAACCGAAUUUAGUAUAAACAGAGAAGUUCUUCAAAAAACGGGAUACAGUUUUCAGUCGUGCCAAGCAACACAAUUAUAAAAUACUUAAUCCUGCCUAUACAUUUUUCAGUCAAUUAACGCCUGAAAGUGUAGAGGAUUCCAACACAACUCACAAACCAAGCUGUU